Perognathus longimembris pacificus (Pacific pocket mouse) is the source of this 2831-nucleotide messenger RNA. RefSeq names its product syntabulin (gene Sybu). The transcript is spliced from 7 exons. The coding region runs from base 103 to 2094 and encodes 663 amino acids. Lineage: Eukaryota; Metazoa; Chordata; Mammalia; Rodentia; Heteromyidae. Gene Ontology annotation, cellular component: cytoplasmic microtubule; vesicle. The record is from RefSeq and is a predicted model, not a curated record. Gene Ontology annotation, biological process: synapse maturation; axonal transport of mitochondrion.
ACCGCAGCAGCCGCGCGGCUGAGAACCGCGUCCUCGCUCCCGCGCACGCAGGUGCCUCCUCCUGGACGGCGGCGACGGGAGCCGGCGGGCGGCGGCGGCGCCAUGGGGCCCCUCCGGGAGAGCAAGAAGGAGCAGAAAGCACAGCAUCAUGAAAAGGAGAUUUCCCGAAGCCGGAUUCCUCGGUUGAUUCUUCGGCCUCAUCUGCCCCAGCAGCAGCACAAAGUAUCCCCAGCCUCUGAGUCUCCCUUCUCAGAGGAGGAGAGCAGAGAAUUCAACCCCAGCAGCUCGGGGCGCUCAGCGAGGACCAUCAGCAGCAACAGCUUCUGCUCAGAUGACACAGGCUGUCCUAGUAGCCAGUCAGUGUCCCCUGUGAAGACUCCUUCAGACACCGGAAACAGUCCCAUUGGCUUUUGCCCUGGAAGUGAUGAAGACUUCACCAGAAAGAAAUGCACGAUUGGAAUGGUUGGUGAGGGAAACAGCCAGCCAGCUCGACAUAAGAAGGAAUCAAAGGCAGGCCUUGUAAAGCCAGGUAGUGAAGCUGAUUUUAGCUCCUCGAGCAGCACGGGCAGCAUUUCGGCUCCUGAGGUCCACAUGUCUACCACUGGAAGCAAGCGGUCCUCUUUUGCACGCAAUCGAGGUCCCCAUGGGCGGAGUAAUGGAGCUUCAUUGCACAAGUCUGUCAACAGCCCACCAUCCCCUCGGGAAAAAGACCUUCUUUCCAUGCUGUGCCGGAAUCAGCUGAGCCCAGUUAACAUCCAUCCCAAUUAUGCACCUUCUUCCCCAAGUAGUAGCAACUCAGGCUCCUACAAAGGAAGUGACUGUAGCCCAGUCAUGAGACGAUCUGGAAGGUACAUGUCCUGUGGAGAAAAUCAUGGCGUCAGACCCCCAAAUCCAGAACAGUAUUUGACCCCUCUUCAGCAGAAAGAAGUCACCGUGAGACACCUAAAAACCAGGCUGAAGGAAUCAGAGCGCCGACUUCAUGAAAGGGAAACUGAAAUUGUGGAGCUUAAGUCCCAGCUGGCCCGUAUGAGGGAAGAUUGGAUCGAAGAAGAGUGUCACCGUGUAGAGGCUCAGUUGGCACUUAAGGAAGCCAGGAAGGAGAUCAAGCAGCUCAAACAGGUCAUUGAAACCAUGAGGAGCAACCUGGCUGAUAAGGAUAAAGGCAUUCAGAAAUAUUUUGUAGAUAUAAACAUCCAAAACAAGAAGCUUGAGUCCCUGCUUCAGAGCAUGGAGAUGGCACACAAUGGCUCCCUGAGGGAUGAACUAUGUCUAGACUUCCCUUAUGAUUCCCCCAGGAAAAGCUUGCCCCUGGCCACCUCUUUGGGCAAGAUGGCAAAUGGCUUAUCUCCAGAAGAGCAAAUCACAGAGGAAGGGGCUGACAGUGAGCUGCUGAUAGGCGAUAGCUUGGCUGAUGGCACAGAUUUGUUGGAGGAGGUGGUGAUUGCCACCACUAAAGAAUCUGGUGACCUGGAGCCUGUUCACUCAACUCCAAAGGCAAAAGUCCUCGAGGCCCUCCCUCUGCUGGUGGGGCAGGAGGAAGAAGGCAGCGUGGUGAUGGAGCAAGCUGUGCAGACCGAUGUGCUACCCUUUAACCCAGCUGUCUCUGAGCUCCUUCAAAGUGUGCUCAAGCUCCGGGACUCCUGUCCCUCGAGCUCAGCAUCCCCUGAAGAGUCUGGGGCUGACUCAACAGAGAGCUUCCCAGAGUCCAUCUCUCCCUUAAUGCUUGAUUUAACUCCAGGAAGUCCGAACUCAGCCAUCCUUCUGUCUCCUAUGGAGACUCUACCCAGAAAGGCAGCUAUGGAAGCCCAUGCAAACUGCCUCAUGCGAGAGCUGGAUUUCACAGCUUUUGCCGAAGAAAGGUUGGAUGGCAUCAACCCACUGGCUCCAGAGGGUGUCAUGAGGCAGUACUGGAGCAGCAGUUUCCUGGUGGAUCUGUUGGCUGUGGCUGCCCCAGUGGUGCCCACCGUCCUGUGGGCAUUCAGUACUCAGAGGGGUGGAACAGAUCCUGUCUACAACUUUGGAGCCUUGCUCCGGGGUUGCUGCGUGGUGGCCCUGCAUUCACUCCGCCGCCCCACCUUCCACAGCAAAACCUAAAUAGAAGUUGUUACUCCACCAGUGUGUUCUGUGUGACAUUGUGCCAGGUAGAGAAACAUGAGGUCGAUCUGUGGCAGUCUCUAUUCUGUCAUGUUGCUCCUCGGUAUUUGAUUUGCACUAUAGUUAGUUGAAGCCUGUGUCACUGUUUAAAACUGGAGGUAUCUUCCAAGACAUGGAGACCUCAUUCCAGUAAAUGUCCCACCAGUGUGGUAUAGAAAGCAUGCUAAUGACCCUGCCGUGUCGUCAGAGGUCCCCCAAUCUUAUCCUAGUGGUUCAGGAAGAGAAAAAUGCAGAGUUUGCACUUUCAAGACAGCUUCUCCAAGGCUGGCAUGUGAUCUCCUUGCUUUGCUUUGUGCCAUUUUAAAAUGUGUAACUGUUCCAGAAUUCCCAGUGGUCUUGUGCAUAGCAGGGACUGUAACCAAAAAUAAAAAUGUAUUUGUAUAAUUGGUUCGAAGAAGUCUUGAAUAGCUAUUUAGUGUCUUACUUGGGGUUGCUAAAGUUGAAAUGCUGGCAAUUUUUUUAAACUAAGUGUAGCUGCAAAGUUUUAAAUGGGUUAAAACUGUCCUUAAAACUGUUGAUUGAUGAAAUUGUAUGUAAAUGUACAAUGUACUAACUUAUUUUUUGCUUGUUAUAUUAUAUAUAGUGUUUUAUUAGAAAUUGUUUGUAACUACACACGUCUGCAUGAUGAAAGUAAAGAUUAGUGUUUCCACUUAAAUAAAUGUUUUAUCCUCCUAAUA